Molecule: messenger RNA, 551 nt
Organism: Oryza brachyantha (malo sina)
Lineage: Eukaryota; Viridiplantae; Streptophyta; Magnoliopsida; Poales; Poaceae
Exons: 1
Coding region: 45-350 (101 amino acids)
Source: RefSeq, a predicted model, not a curated record
CACAUUAGAGAGAGAAAAACACACAAAAAUUAAACACAUUCACCAUGGCUCGUCCCAAGAACUCCUCCGGCAAUGGCGAGGUGGACGUCCAGAAGGUGGACAAGAUCGCCCCCGUCUACAACCUUGUCACCAAGCCGUCCAUGUACGCCGCCAGCCGGAGGGCGGCGACGGUGACGGCGAAGCCAAAGCCGCCGGCUACUCCUCAUGCCGGCGCCGCCGCCGCCGUCUUCUCCGGGAGGACGCCGGCGCCGGCGAGCUGGCUGCAGCCGCACGGAGGAGCCGUCACCAAGGAGUACAUCAGCAAGUACAUCGAGGACAAGAAGAGGCAGUUCAAUCAAGGCGACGAAUGAGCGAGCAGCAGUUUAAUUUCUUGAGCUGAUCGAUCAUGUAAUGCUUCGUAUGCUGCUAUAUCUUAAACAUAUAUGAUUUAGGAUGAUCUGGUCUACUUAAUUAGUAUGUUGUAUUAAUUAGAAUGCGUAUGUGUAAGUAUCCCUUGAGAGAUGAGCUGAUCAAUAUAUAUGUAUGAUAUCUAGCUUCCAGAGUUGUUCAAA